Monoraphidium neglectum is the source of this 264-nucleotide messenger RNA. RefSeq lists its product as hypothetical. The transcript has a single exon. The record is from RefSeq and is a predicted model, not a curated record. NCBI's taxonomy places the organism in Eukaryota, Viridiplantae, Chlorophyta, Chlorophyceae, Sphaeropleales, Selenastraceae. The annotation marks the transcript as partial.
CUUCGGCGGCAGCAGCAGCAGCAGCAGCAGCAGCAGCAGCAGCAGCAGCAGCAGCAGCAGCAGCAGCAGCAGCAGCAGCAGCAGCAGCAGCAGCAGCAGCAGCAGCAGCAGCAGCAGCAGCAGCAGUUUGCCGCACUGGCUGCCACCGCCGCAGCACCACGCACGCCCCACCGCCGCUUUGGCCGCACUCACCCGCACGCCAGGAACACCCCAGCCGCCCGUCCCGGCGGCCCGCCGUGCCGCACCCAUCCGCCGGCCCGCUGA